AUGGAUUUCAAGACAAGUGGCCAAACGCAAGCGAGAUGGAAAGGAGAGCGAGCUCUUCAUAGAUGGAGUUCAGAUUCCUCCCGAGAUGAUCACCAGGGCGAAAUACAGAAAGGGCUAUGUGUCGACCAUAUCACAAUAUGGUAAGGUAGAUGUCUUGUUUUAUAUGGACGUGCAAAAUACUGAUUGUUAGCUCCUUCGCCUAAAACCCCUGACGGGUACUUCGUGACUACUCCACAAUCCCCUGGCAUGUACGUCUCAUGGAGCAGCUCUUUACCCUGGCUGCGAUUCAUGAGCAUGCUUGAAUACCCAAAAGAGCACGAAGCCUCUUCAUCUUCUUCUCUCCUCGAGGACCUGCCGCGCGAUGGCAAUAAAAUGACCAAAGUCUCCAAUUUCGAACUAUUGAAACGCUUGAGCUCGGUUGUACCAUGGACGACGCUUCAGCACCCUUCGAAUAUCUAUAGUGGAUCUCGUACAUCAGCGGUUCUACAUAUCCUCAUGCCAGAAAUAGAGCACGGCCAACAUGAUAUCUUGGCAACAGCCUUGAGUACCUCUCACUCGGGUCUCCGGGAUCAUUUGAGUGUCGUACUCUACCUAAUCUCAAAUAAUUUGACCUCAGAAGACCCAGAGGAGUUCAUUGAGGAGAAGCUCGAACGUGACGACAAAUUAAUCUUGAAAAUUCUCAAGGAUACGGGCUGGGAUGAUCUAAAGCAUCUCAAAAUUCUGCUAUCAACUCAUGAGCCCACUGCAGAAUCUAUCACAGAACAGGUGUUUGCAAGUGCACUCAGGACAAGCAAUGUUAAAGUUCUCGAAAAUAUGCUUCGGUCUGGCAUGAGCCCGAAUAGAUUGGUUCAGGUAGUAGUUGAAGAAGAAGGCGCUUGCUUCUUGACCCCUUUGCAAUUUGCGGCUUGUGAGGAAGCUGAAAGUGUUCGCCUUAUCAAUCUUCUGAUCAAUUACGGUGCCGAUGUGGAUUUUUCCAUCAAGGAGGAUGGUGAAACUGCUCUAUGGCAUGCCAUCUGCACAAAAAACGAACCGGCUGUGCGGGAACUCUUGCUUCGAGGUGCAACAGUGACAAGGAAUUGUGCUUCGGCAGCUGGUUACUGGAAGCCUGAAGAAACACAAGAUUUUGCUCUUUUCGAGGAUAUCAUAAACAUCUACCUCGACCAACAUCUGGAUACAGAGCGAGAAGACCCGGAAAUUCUUGAGCAGGCCGUGAUGCAGCAAAACGUACCAGUGAUUGAAGCGUUUCUUGCCAGAGGUGCGAGACUCAAUGGUUUAACAGGGAAAAUAUACUUGAAUGGACGCGACCCGUUACAGAGCACCUUACUGGGCGAUGCAGUCAGGACCCAAAAUAUCGAUAUUGUACAGCUUUUGAGUCAUGUUUCUAUUGGCACAGAUCGACCUUCCCGCCAGGCGCCAUAUAUGUCUCCGCUGGCCUUAGCAGCUGCGUAUGGCCUGACAGAUAUUACUGAAUUUUUACUUGCUUCUGGCGCUGACAUCCGAGCCGCUGAUAAUGAAAAGAUGACAUUGCUUGAGCGUGCCGUUGAGAAGGAUAACCCUGCUCUUUGUCAAAUAUUGAUCAGGCAUGGUGCCAAAGUUGACAGAGAGCCACGUGAACUUCAAAGAGUCCCCUCGGCACUUUUAAUUGCUGUUCAGCAAAAUCUCAUGGAUAUAGUUGAUCUUUUAAUCAACUCAAAUGCUCGAUUGAAUGACAUCUUUGACGUGGACCCAGGUACCAUUCUUGCAGCAGCCGUCGAAGUUGGGGAUGAGGCCAUGAUUAACAAGCUAGUUAAUGCUGGCGCAAGACUUAUGGGACUUAAAAUGAAGAAAAUCGGCAAUUUGCAAACAGGAACCUUUUUGCAAAACAAUGGAUUUCUUCCAAGUCUCCUGGAUAGCUCUGGUCCCGAGCUUCUUGCAGCAGCUAUUUCAGCCCAAGAUGAUGCUCUGGCGUGGUUCUUGCUUCAGAACAAUGCUCAUAAGGAGCGUAACAGAACAUCAGUUCUCGAAGAAACACCCCUGUGGGCCGCCCUUAAAAUGGAUAACUUAGGUUUUGUACUGGCUCUUCUUGAGAGUGGUGCCCGAGUGACAGAUGAUGCUCUCACUGAAACCAUAAUAAAAGACAAUUUUCAGCUUCUACCGAUGUUGCUUGCAGGGUUCACCGGGAGUGCCCCGACAGCAGUUUCAGCUGCGGUUUUGAAAUCCUCAAUGAUCGAUCUAGAGUUACUUCGAAAAGCAAAUGUCGACAUGAGAGGUGCGCCUCAAAUGUCUCAUCAUAAAUGGGGUACGAUGGGCAUGUACAACCUACAGCAUUGUCGCCUCGAGUCAGUACUGGAAAUAGCAGCUUGGAAGGCUGAAUACCCCAUGUUCAAGUAUAUUCUUGAAUGGGCGUCUUCAGCGCAGAUGAAGUGGACUCCUAAGUCUGUGGCCCGUGCUCUAACAUUGGCAAUCUUUAAGCAGAAGCAUGAUCAUAUAGCUGAGUUAAUGCGACUCGACUCAGACCUAAAUUGCGAUAUCACCAGAGAUUAUUCAUUAUCAUUUGCUUCGCGGGCCGUUGGGUGUUUUGAUACAUAUACCCCUCUCCAAGCUGCUGUCAAAACACAGCAAGCAUCUGUCGUCCGUGACCUGCUAGUCUUGAAGGGAGCCGAUAUCAACUACUCAGGAGAAGGUCAAUUGAGACGGACACCUUUGCAGCAUGCGGUUGAGCUUGGAAAUAUGGAGAUUAUCAACCUUCUUUUAGAGCAUGGGGCCGAUGUCAAUGCUCCUGCUGCUUACGACGGAGGUGCGACUGCUUUACAAAUUGCGGCCAUUCAGGGGUACAUUGGCAUUGCACGGAAGCUGCUUGAUCUUGGUGCAGAUAUCAAUCAAGGCCCCGCAUGUGAAAAUGGGCGCACUGCUUUGAUGGGCGCCGCAGAACACGGUCGUAUCGAUAUGCUACACAUGCUUCUAGACGAAGGAGCACUGGUCGUGGGUGAAUAUGAAGAGGAGUACUACGAAGCUGUUGAGCUUGCAGAGGGCCAAGGCCAUUAUGCUGCGGCUAGACUCUUGAAAUCAUUCAAGGGCAAUGAUUGAUUUGGUUUAAUGUGGGUGGGUUAGCUGCAUUCCAACUUUCAAGCUUGGUGGCUUUAUAUCAAGUUCAGCUCUAAUGUGUCUUCAAUGCAUUGUUUUCUGAUAAGCCGAGGGAUCAAUACUUAGCCAAAGGUUAAAGUAGGGGUAGAGUGUCAUUAUCAGCUUUUGAAUGAGAGUAUGGAGUAUGCAUAGUUUUUAUGUUGUUGACUCUCCCUUACCAAGUCUUUUUGCUAGACUGGCCUGUUAGCAUCCAGGGUGAAAAGAAGAUUCCUUGUCGUUUCUUUAUGAAUGCUCUCCAGCUUCCUUGAGUGAUUAUAACCCAGAAUGAAUCCUUAAUCCGCAUGUCU
Aspergillus uvarum CBS 121591 is the source of this 3410-nucleotide messenger RNA. RefSeq names its product ankyrin. Lineage: Eukaryota; Fungi; Ascomycota; Eurotiomycetes; Eurotiales; Aspergillaceae. The record is from RefSeq and is a predicted model, not a curated record. The transcript has 2 exons. Gene Ontology annotation, molecular function: protein binding. The coding region runs from base 247 to 3066 and encodes 939 amino acids.